Molecule: messenger RNA, 802 nt
Organism: Lucilia sericata (common green bottle fly)
Lineage: Eukaryota; Metazoa; Arthropoda; Insecta; Diptera; Calliphoridae
Product: muscarinic acetylcholine receptor DM1-like
Exons: 1
Coding region: 5-802 (265 amino acids)
Biological process (GO): G protein-coupled receptor signaling pathway, coupled to cyclic nucleotide second messenger; adenylate cyclase-inhibiting G protein-coupled acetylcholine receptor signaling pathway; chemical synaptic transmission
Cellular component (GO): synapse; plasma membrane; dendrite
Molecular function (GO): G protein-coupled serotonin receptor activity; G protein-coupled acetylcholine receptor activity
Source: RefSeq, a predicted model, not a curated record
UAUAAUGCGUGAUACAUACUCUUUAGGCGGGAGUGUAAGCGGCGUUCGGCCACCAAGUAUCUUACUACCUGAUGUAUCACCUAUUCCUUUGAGACAUCCACUAACUCCACUAUCGCAAGUUCAAGACAUUGCGUCAGUAACAGGAACCCGAGAGUCACGAUCUUUAUGUAACAAUAAAAUUGGAACACGUUCAGUUAGUCAGGAAUCUGUUUAUACUAUAUUAAUUAGAUUGCCACCAGAUUGUGGAAAUGCAAGCAAUGGCGUGGAAAUAACACCAUCAAUUAAAAUGAUACACGAAGACUCCCCAAUUCCUCCCACUAAUUUACUUCCACGUCGAACUUUACCAUCUCGAGAUUCUGAAUACAGUUUACCCCUUGGACGUCGAAUGUCACAUAUCUCUCCAGAUGUCAGAAUUCCUCUUAAUGCCAAAAUAAUUCCUAAACAGCUUGGUAAAUCUGUUCAUGCAGCUGGAAGAAACAUUGGAAAGAAAAAGAAAAAAUCACAAGAAAAACGCCAGGAAUCCAAAGCUGCAAAAACUCUUUCAGCAAUACUAUUAAGUUUUAUUAUUACAUGGACUCCUUAUAAUAUUUUAGUUCUAAUUAAACCAUUAACUACCUGUUCCGAUUGUAUACCAAAUGAGCUAUGGGAAUUUUUCUAUGCUCUUUGUUACAUUAACUCUACUAUUAAUCCGGUGUGCUACGCUCUUUGCAAUGCAUCAUUUCGAAGAACUUAUAUACGGAUAUUGACGUGUAAAUGGCACACACGAAAUCGUGAAGGCAUGGUUCGCGGCGUUUAUAAUUGA